This is a messenger RNA of Sclerotinia trifoliorum, 1048 nucleotides long. Lineage: Eukaryota; Fungi; Ascomycota; Leotiomycetes; Helotiales; Sclerotiniaceae. The record is from the annotation of a GenBank genome assembly.
ACUCCAUGAGAGAGAUGGUCCCCGCUGUUCCUUGACUAAUAUGCGACACAAGGAGUCGAUUGUGUCUGUGGAGCCAGCUCACGUGACCACGCCCACCAUGCUUGAUGGUAUGAAUUAGCCAACGAAGUGAGCUACAGUUACUAUCUCAUAUUAUAAUCUGCCAAAUACCGACUAACAACGAAUACGGACGCCUUAUUCGAAUAUUAGAGGCAUUUCUGAUACCUUAUGUCGCAGAGCUGUGUACUUACCUUUCAAGCGAAGUGAAAAAUGAUGAAAUCUAUCUCAAAAAUUUAUGGCUUCUCACACCCAGUGUGCAUAAGGCUUUCCGUGGAGGUCAUGUCUCAAUGAAAUUGCAAACCUACAAGACUGUCAAGUGAGUCGAAGAGGAGGAGAUAGUGAGUAACAAUACUGGCAAAACCUAGUUCUUUAUUGAAAUGUAUCAAAUAGUACGGCCUAUAUAGGCUUUUCCCCGAAGACUGGUACAAUCUUUACCUUGGAGAUGGAAAAGAGUGGCGAGACAAUAUACUGUUUACACGAAUAUCCACACCCGACGUGAAACGACUUCCCCUGCCAAGUCCUCAUCUUUUUGAAAUUCAUUCUCGAUUCGCCGCUGCAUUACAUCGUUUUUAUGUCGACGACAAAUAAGAUUGCCAAAGGUUGGCAAAAGCCUCGUCACUUAGGACUACUGUCAGAUUUCCCAUUCCCUCCAAUCAGACGGUUUUUCCAUAGCUUAUGGCUCUGUUUACCUUCUGCAGCACGUGUAUACUGCUUUCGCCACUUAGUGAGAUUGGGAAGAUGGCUAUAUGGACCAAGCGGGGCAGAAUUAGUCGACCGAGUGCUUUUCGGGCUUUACAUCAAGCGGACUAGAGGUUCUUCCCAGAACGAGCCUAACGCUUUCAAAGUAAUUGAGAAGUACACAUCUAUCUCAGCACCACGUCUCGUCGAUGUUGGAAAUCGUCAGCUUUAAAUACUACUAAUGUUCUAAACAUUCUCAAUCAUAUUUGAUGUCCAAACCCAUUCCAAGAUUCGUACCAAUAUCAAUGUGCUA